AUGGCUUUUGCGAAUAGAUUGUCGUGUUACAUUUGUAACAGAGCAUAUGCUCCAAACCUUAUGGCCCGAAUUGAUGGAGAUGUUAAUGAUGAAAAAAGGUUAAUAGCUAUUGCUAGACGCGAAGAACUAAACAGACCAGCUUUAGUCGUAACAGAUCGUACAAGAUUGUGUAUCAAUUGCAAUCAGUCUGUCACAAAUGAAAUAAGAGAAUUAGAACAAAAUCCAUCAUGUUUGAGGCUUAAUGUUUUGACCCAAACGGCAAAUGGGAGUUGCUUAAUAUGCAACGGAGUUGUUAAUAUUCACAGACUUAGUCUUAAAUGUAGAAUAAAUGUCUUUCUUUCCCAGAACAUUUACAUACCAGCCAACGUUAAAUCUUGCGAUCACCAUUUAAACAAUUUAGGAUUACUUUUGCAGCCUUUGUUACAAGGUUUACGGUUUGUUAACAGGCCUUAUAGAAUAAAUAGACAAGAUUUUCAACCAUUUUUUGAGGGAGUACGCAAUGCUGCAGUAGAACGAGUAAGUUUCAUUGAUAUUGACUCUAUGUCAGAUGAGGAUUUUAGAGCAUGUUUUCCAGUUUCGAAAGAUCAUUUCGAAGAAUUGUACAAUUUUCGCGUACCUGUACCUCGUGAAAAUGGCCACAGAUAUGUCACAAGAAAGGACCUUUUAGCAUUCUUAUGCAAGAUGAGACAAGGACUACCUGAUAAGUUUUUGAAAGUAAUGUUCAAUUACCCAAGCAGACAAUCCGUAAGCCUGGCAAUUGCAACUGUCAGACAGUCCUUAAUGCUGCAAUUUGUUCCUCAAAACAUUGGUUUCCAUGCUAUAACACCGAAUCAAUAUAUCGAAGAACAUGUAACCGAAUUCGCAAAUGAAUUGUACAAUCCAGAUCCAAACAAUCCGAAAGUAAUAUCUGUAAUAGAUGGAACUUAUGUCUAUUGUGAAAAAAGCAGCAACUUUCGAACUUUAAGGCAGACGUUUUGUCUGCAUAAAGGCUCUUAUUUAGUUAAACCUGACAUGAUUGUAGCACCUAAUGGCUACAUAUUGACAAUUCAAGGUCCGUAUUUCUCAGAUGGCAGAAAUAAUGAUGCUGCCAUAUUAAGAAAUGAAUUUAAUAUUGACGGAGAAAGCAUGAGAGAAUGGUUCCCACGUGGUUUCAUCAUGAUUGUUGAUCGAGGCUACAGAGAUGUAACUCCAUUAUUGACGGAACUAGGAAUUGACUGGCGAAUGCCACCAUACAUACCCCAAGGACAAAAUCAGUUGUCAACAGAAGAAGCGAACGAGUCUCGCCUAAUAACGAAAAAUAGGUGGGUUGUUGAGAGUGUCAAUGGACAUAUGAAGACAGUUUUUAAAUUCUUGGCUCAAAAAAUAAGUAUCACUCAUUUACAUAACCUUCAACAUUUUUUACUUAUUUGUGGCGCUAUUCUAAACAGAUACUAUCAGCGAUUAGAAAUGGAAGGAGCAAAUGCACAGUUGGCAAGGCAAAUGCUACAAAAAUCAAGAGAGCCAAACAUUGUUCAAGCUUACGUGGAGCUUGAGGAACUGCACAGGAGAAAUGCAAGAAGAUGGAUCCUUUUGAAUGAUAACGAAGUUCCAGAUUUUCCACGAAUUACACUGGAAUAUUUAAAAGGUGUAACCUUUGGAGAAUAUCAAAUAGAAUUGUCUCCAGCAUACAUACAAGACAAACUCCAAAGAGAAAAUGAUCAAACCUUCCAGUUAGAAAUUCCACGUAACCAAGACAUUGUUCCUGGAUUGAUUAGAGUAAGAAUUCUUUCCAGAUUCAGAAAUGCAGGAAAGCAUCAGUUGUGGAUGAAAUAUAAAACACCGGUCCGAAGAAAUGAGGCUGAACCAAUUGAAGGGUAUUAUUGCACUUGCAGAUCAGGUGCACGCACCUUAGGAACAUGUGCACAUAUAACAAGUGUCUUGUGGUACCUAGGAUACGCUAGACACGAACAAAAUAUUAGAUACCCUUCAAUUGCGCUUCUUAACAUCAUAUUAGAUGCUGCUAAUAGGCCAAUCCCAGAAGACCUUAACCAAAUGCAGCAAGAUGAUUAA
Molecule: messenger RNA, 2049 nt
Organism: Leptopilina heterotoma
Lineage: Eukaryota; Metazoa; Arthropoda; Insecta; Hymenoptera; Figitidae
Exons: 1
Coding region: 1-2049 (682 amino acids)
Molecular function (GO): zinc ion binding
Source: RefSeq, a predicted model, not a curated record